AGAAGCUCUUCUGAGCUGAGGUCUCCCGUUAUCCCAGAGUGGCCCACCAUCCUACGAUGACUUGUUGCGCCCUUCCUUGCCUGCCACCUGAGCAAGGAUGAGACCCCUCCCUUGCCUCUGCCAUCUUCUGUGGUUGGUGUUCUGUUGCGGUGGCUCCUUUACAGUCUACAGCGCCCACGAGCAACGGCCGAGACGGCCUGCCCCGCGGAAGUCCCAAGGUACCAGAGAGUUUCCGUGGCUGGUGACAGUGGCUGGGACCUGCCAGGGAAUCAGCCUCGGCCGCUGGUGGAUCCUGACCGCCACCAGCUGCCUGCUGAAGACGAAGUCCCCGCGUCUGGAGGUUAUGGGAGGUCCUGGCCCAAGAAGCAGCUUGCAGGGAAGCCAAGUUUGCCUGCAUCCCAGUUUUAACCCCCAAUCCUGGGAAGGGCCAGCAGUAGCUGACCUAGGACUAAUCCUCCUGAAGGAGCCCGCAGAACUGCCUAGGGACGAGCUGUGGCUCUCCAGGACUCCAGGCAGCCUCCAAAGGAAUUGCCUUCAUUGCAAGGAAAGGCAGUGUCAGGUGUACCAGCGGCAGGAAACAACUUCAGAUAACCUGCGAAAUCGGGGUGAGGCGGUCACGACGAUCCCCGUGAGGCUGCUGCGUUCCUCGGCGUGCCACCGACAUGGGGUCCGUAUGGAGGAGGACAAAAGUCUCUGCAUCAAGAGCAGAGACUAUCAAAAGUCCGACUGCCAGAUGCAGCCGGGCAGCCCAGUCCUCUGCCUCUUUGGGAGCCGCUGGGAGCUGGUUGGCCUCAUCGGCGCCAGCCCAGAGAGCUGCUACAGCCCAACCCUCUCCAUCAGGACCGCUCCCUAUUCCUCCUGGCUGAGGCAGCACGUCAAGGCAGCCGCACCCCUCCCCUGCAGCCCUCACCCGCCAAUGGAGCCAGCCACCCCCGGAGACUCCCCUCUUAGCUCCUCCUCGGAACCGGCCUCCACGUUCCAGCCGACGCACCCUUGGCAAUUGGGAAAUGAAAACCCGGACGUCUCUCAAGUCACCCGCCGUUCCCGUCCAGGGCCACCGGCUCCUCCGACCCCCGGGCCUACGGAUGCCCCAGCUUCGUCUUUCCUCAAGCCCGGGGGCGGCCUUUCUUUCCUUCCAGCCAACCACCUGCCCUCUGGUGACAGUUCGCCCAUGGUAACGAACUGGGCUCCCCUCGUCGGCCAGACAGUAGGAGCCAGGUCUCCCUUCAGCGGCCCGACAGUCGUACGCUCAGUUCUCCCCACGGAUCAGGCGGCCGCGCUUUGGACUCCAUCUGGAGGGCAGCCAGUCAGCUCUUUGGUUACCUUUCCAGCGCAGUCAGGUGAACCGUGGACUUCGGCUAGACCCCCGGUUCCUGUCACUGCCCUGAGGCUGGCACCGUUGGCGUCGCGUGCCCCUGGAAUGGCCGUACUCUCCACACCCUCAGCAGCCCAGAUCAUCGCACCGCCCUUGGCCAGCUGGACUCCCGCUAGGGCUCCAACAGUGGAACCCCUUCUGGCCUCAACAGCCGUGACCCCCCGAUACCACUUCCCCAAAGUCUGGCCUCCUGCACCUACUUCCUACAGACUCCAAGCUAACGUCCACGGUCCAAGCAGCAGACCCAUUUCGCCCUGGACGAUCCACCCUGGGGGAGCACAACCUACCGGGGCCGGGUCAUCCACUGGGGCUUUCCCCCAGCCCUCUCCCAGCCCCUUCGGUACGGAGACGUCGUCCAGGAUUAUUUCCCGUCUCCUGCCUUCUGAAAGUCCCCUGUCCAAUAUGUGGACCGGGGGUUUGGCCAAGCCUACGGUCUACUCUGAUGACUACUUUCACGUGGCCUCCUCUUUCCCCACGGCUAAGCCCAAGACCUUGGGUGACCUACCCGCCUUUCCCCCAGUCUUUAGCACUCCUGAUCCCCGCUCCUUUCCUAGGCUUCCCCAGCAGGUGAUGAGGCCCACUCCUCUCUAUGGGCCAGAUGCCCUUUCUUACGGCAGUUCCUUUCUCAGGGAGCCGGACUCCUCCCUGAAGCCGUCCUUUUUGGUCACCCCCCAAACCAGACCCUUGUCUCCCGUGGACUUCCCGUGGAUCUCUGAAGUUGGGCCAGCAUUCUAUCAUCACUCUCCUUUCUCAGCACCUUUCAGUCAAAACGUCCAGGCCGGUUUGUCCCCCUUAUACCAGCUUCAACAGAAACAGAAGGCUGGGACCACCCUGGCCCAGUGCAGGCUAGCCCUGGCCUGGAAGAUCAAGACAAGGGCCUUCAGCCUCUAUCAAACCGCCGUGCCCAUCAAGAAGUCCUUUGAGUGCGGAAUGCGCCCAGGCUUUACCCAUCGCUGCUCAGGAUGCUUGGAGGCAGACAGGGGCGAGUUCCCCUGGAUGGCGUCCAUCCAGCUCACCCUUUAUCACUUCUGCGCGGGCUCAAUCCUGAACGAAUGGUGGAUUCUGACCACGGCCAAAUGUGCCAGUUUAAUAAAGAACUCGGAGGCCCUGGCCGUAGCUCAGGUGGGCGUCGUCAACCUUCAGGAUCACGUCCAAGCCCAGGUGGUGAGCAUUCACCACGCGAUCCAUCACCACAGCCCGCAGGGGCCCGUCGGUCUAGGCCUCAUCCUCUUGCAGCAGCCGUUGCGCCUCCAGCCCCUGGUCCUACCCAUCUGCCUGGAGGACAGCGAGAAGCAGGAGAAACAUUUGAAAAUCUCCGACUGCUACCUGCCCGGCUGGAGUCUCAUGAGGGGGGGGCCUGUAGCACUCCAGAAACGUCAGCUCAGCAUGCUCCGUCUCAGCGUCUGCUCGCGGUUCUGGCCCAAGCUCAAUGAAUUCACCUUCUGUAUCGCGGCAGAGAAGGCAGUAGGCAAGGCAAGAUGCCAGGGAGACCUGGGAGCACCCCUGCUCUGCAAAGAGAAGCAGAAAGAAGUGUGGGUACAGGUGGGGGUGCUCAGCAACUUUGACGAGCACUGCGUGAAGCCGUAUGUCUUCAUUCGGAUAGCCCCUUACUUGUCGUGGCUAGAAAGUGUCACUCAGGAUGACCCCCAUGCUCCCUGGGGGGCUCAGACUGACACCUCCCUCCUCGUCUCCCUGCCGCACCCACGGACCCUCGUGAACCGAAUCUCCGUGAAAUUUGCCAUGCCGUGGCAGGCCUUGAUCGUUACGUGCGGCAGCCAGAUCUGUGGCGGCUCACUCCUGAAUAACUCCUGGGUGCUGACCACUGCCGACUGUGUCAGAAAUAUGAAGCCAGAGAACACGGCUGUGUUUCUGGGCCUGGACCAGCACGGCUCCUCCUUGCGAGUCAUCCGAGUUGCCAACAUCUUCCUGCACGACGAUUAUUUCUCCAACAGCCCCAGCAACAACCUGGCCCUGGUCCUCCUUCGGGGCCCCAUCACGGGCGGCCAGUCCUUCGCACCCAUAAGGCGCCGGUGGACCAGGAACGAUGGGGAUGAGUGCUGGUUCUCGGGACCCCGGGUCCUCAAACCAGGAGAGGCCGAAGGGUUCCCCAAGAUGUUCCAGGUGCGGUUACUGAAUGACUCUUCCUGCUCGGAAUUCUACCAGGAACCCAAUUCUGUCCUCUGCGUUGUUCCUAAACGGUCAAACCUCCCUGCGGCAAAGGUGAGUUCAGGUGGUGCCUUGCUGUGCAGGCUGGGAGCAGCUAAUGGUAGUUGGGCCCAGACCGGCAUCGUGGGACCGUCCUACUUCUCCACCAACAUCAUUCCAUUCUUGCGCUGGAUGGAACUGACCGCCGCUCAGGCCGGCCGGCCCAUUACCUUCUCUAAAGCCGCUUCCUCCACGAUGUUUAGCUCCUGGGUCCCUCGGGCCCAGCUCAUUCUGCCCUUGCUGCUAGGGACAGUCACGGGGCUUGGUUACUUUUCCCAGUUACUUUUCCCACCCUGACGCCUACUGUCUCACCCAGCUAGAGCCUCUGAGGAGGCGACAAACUGGCAAGACCAGCGCACACUGGGGAGCUGGUAGUGUUGAACUGGUCGGGGGGAGGGCCCGUGUCACCCAGAGAGCCUGGGACAGCAGUGCGAAGGAUGGGGGAGAAAAAAACCUUUUCUACUUUCCUGGUUUGACCUCCCUCCCCACAGUCCCUCCCUGCCACCCUUCCUACAUCCCUCCCCGUCAAAACAAUAAACAGUCAGUGCCUUAGAGCCCUGCCUGUCUU
Tachyglossus aculeatus (Australian echidna) is the source of this 4148-nucleotide messenger RNA. Its product is annotated as protein Wnt-7b-like. The record is from RefSeq and is a predicted model, not a curated record. NCBI's taxonomy places the organism in Eukaryota, Metazoa, Chordata, Mammalia, Monotremata, Tachyglossidae. Gene Ontology annotation, biological process: positive regulation of JNK cascade; proteolysis; multicellular organism development. Gene Ontology annotation, cellular component: extracellular region. The transcript is spliced from 13 exons. Gene Ontology annotation, molecular function: serine-type endopeptidase activity; cytokine activity; frizzled binding. Bases 98 to 3877 code for a protein of 1259 amino acids.